AUAAGACGUGGCGGAUAGGACGUGCCGACAAGUUCGAUAUCGCGGACGAAACUGGUGAAUUAUUUUCGCGAGAGAUGCGUCCCAUCGAAUUGAUCGUCGUCGCGGUGUCCGUCGUCCUCGUCUCGACCAUCGUCGUCGAAACGCGUCCGUCGGCCGAUGCGAUCGACCAGCAGAAUGUGGAUUUGAAACAGCAGCCGGAUUCGUCCUCCAGCCAACAAGACAGCAGCAGCGAGGAGAAAAGGGCGAAAGGUAAGGUUAAGAGGGAGGCGGACGACGUUGCGCGGAUUUUGACGGAGGAAGAGGGACAAGUGCCCGCCAGGUUGGAGCGAUCGGCCAGGAAGAAACACAACGACAACGACGACGACGACGACGAUAGUAGCAGCAGCAGCAGCAGUAGCAGUAGUAGCAGUUCCAGCGACGACGACGAUAAGAAGAGGUCGAGGAAGAAGAAGAAGAAGAACGAAGACGAUGAUAGCGACGAUAGCGAUGACGAUGAUUGCAAGAGACUCAAGAAGUUGAAGAGGAAGGGCGGUUGCAAUGACAGCGAUGACAGCGAUGACAAUGAUUGCAAGAGACGCGACAAGUCGAAGAGGAGGAAUGGCGGUUGCAACGAGGACAACGACGACGACGACGACGACGACGACGACAGCGAUGACGAUGAUUGCGGGGGACGCAAGAAGAAGAAGAAGGGAGGCGAUUGCAAUGGCAACGAUGACGAUGACAACGAUAACAACGAUAACAACGAUAACAACGAUAACAAUGGGAGCGAGAACGAUUGCAAAAAUAGAAUACGCAUGAGAAAGUACAAGAGGGACGUUGAUGGACAGGACAACGAUUCAUCGAGCAAAUCCUCUUCCGAGGAGAAGAAUAAACCGCAGCAGUUAUGACUCGUUAAACCUCUAUAAAAAAAAGGAAGAAAAAAGAAUCAAAUAGUGGAAGUCUUUUAACAGUAGAAGGCGAUUUUCAUACUUUAUUUAGGAUACGAGGGGGAACGAGAAAAUUGAAGAGGACUAGAAGCGGAGGAAAGAAGAAACACGCGAGAACGCGGACGAACGUCGUAAUUCACGAGGGAGGGGGGGAAAAAAUGCGGCGAGUGCCGCAAUAUGUAUUCUGUUUAUUACGAAUUGCUCGUUCGCGGAUUAAACGCAAAUUAAAAAGAAAAAGAAAAAGAAAAAAAUAU
This is a messenger RNA of Apis florea (little honeybee), 1180 nucleotides long. RefSeq lists its product as uncharacterized. The record is from RefSeq and is a predicted model, not a curated record. Lineage: Eukaryota; Metazoa; Arthropoda; Insecta; Hymenoptera; Apidae.